This is a messenger RNA of Paraglomus brasilianum, 633 nucleotides long. The record is from the annotation of a GenBank genome assembly. NCBI's taxonomy places the organism in Eukaryota, Fungi, Glomeromycota, Glomeromycetes, Paraglomerales, Paraglomeraceae.
AUGACUGAGAAGGUCAACAAUCAGCUGUUGCGAUUGGCUAAAGGGAUAUACACCUGUGAAGGUUCUAUCAUUGUAGGCACUUUGAAUAUGCAAGUAAUGGUGAUGGUAACGAUGAACAAAGUGAAAGUAGCUUCUGACGCUGCUCCUCCAAACACCUCUGCAUCACAGGAUUCUUCUGUGAAUGAACCGAUUGAAGCUGAACUUCUCCUUCAAGAAUUAUUUGAAGACCAACUUCUCUCAGAUUUGCCACCAAAUAUAACCAUACAGGAAGUAGACACACUCAUUGCCCUUGAACUUGGAACAGCAUUCGAAAUCACGAUUGAGCGAAACGGAUUGGAGGAUUUAGUUUUGAUCGUUCGCCAGAAUGCUACUGUAUAUGACUUGAAGUGCAUGAUUACAAGUAAGAUUGAGAGAGAAGUCAAUGGAGAUCAGCAGACACAUAUUGAAACAAGGUCUCCAAAAAGGAAGCGAGUGAUUAGUUGGAAAUAUAUUUGGAAUUCUUACUGUUUAAUGUUUCAAACCCAGAAAUUGCUGAAUGACAGAGCAAGAAUACAAGAAUUUGGAAUCAAAAGCGGGAGUGUAAUCAAAUUUACAAGAUAUAUUAGGGAAAAAAGACAUUUACCGGCUAGAUAG